Durusdinium trenchii is the source of this 522-nucleotide messenger RNA. Lineage: Eukaryota; Dinophyceae; Suessiales; Symbiodiniaceae. The record is from the annotation of a GenBank genome assembly.
AUGGAUGCUGGCUUGAGCAGCUCUCCAUUGGACUACGGCGAUGGCUUUCUACCUGAUGGCCGAAUUUAUGUCUCUUACGAGGGGGUCGAGUUUGUCCGUUGGAAGGAAUGGCCAGCUUCUGUCUCAGAGGCUACAAAGCUUUUAGCAGUUUCGCCAUACAGGUACGAAGAACUUGAGGAUGAAGAGACGUCGGAAUCUGAGGAGGAUCUCGUGGCGCUCCCUGUCUCAGCUGCAGAGGAGCUGCCAGAGAGAGUGAUCGCCAUCCUUUCUGAGGUGGCAGAGGACAACCUGACCUUGGAUUCUGAAUUGAUGGAUGGUAUUGAUUCCCUGGGUGCAACUCUGGUUAUCAAUAACAUCCAGAUGCAGCUGGGAGUGAACAUUACCGUGACUGAUUGGAUGGAGAUGGAGCGUGUUUCUGAUGUGGUCAACCGUGUGAUGGAGGACUGCAUAGUGUGGUUUGAUAGCACCGAUUCCCCGCGUACCAGCAACACACCAGGGUGCAGCCAAAUCUGGAUGACUUGA